Messenger RNA from Drosophila simulans, 1959 nucleotides. RefSeq names its product protein aurora borealis (gene bora). Gene Ontology annotation, cellular component: nucleus; cytoplasm. Gene Ontology annotation, molecular function: protein kinase binding. Bases 18 to 1631 code for a protein of 537 amino acids. The record is from RefSeq and is a predicted model, not a curated record. Gene Ontology annotation, biological process: regulation of mitotic nuclear division; regulation of mitotic spindle organization; activation of protein kinase activity. The transcript is spliced from 2 exons. NCBI's taxonomy places the organism in Eukaryota, Metazoa, Arthropoda, Insecta, Diptera, Drosophilidae.
AUUAGUGACUGGAAAAGAUGUACAACGACGAGGUGCGAACGCCACAAGCCCUCAAGAAUCGAUACAUUACAAAUGUGAACGGAUUGAAGUGCCGGGCGCGCCGGAACAGCCACUCGAACAGCAGCAACUCGUCGGUGGCGUCGGCAACGCCAACGAAUGGCGGCAAAGAAAAUGGAAAAUACAGCCCCCAGAUGUCGGGAAAUGUGUGCACCCCGCCCCCGAAAAGGCUGCACAAGGUGCGGAAUCCCUUCGAGGGAGCGAUGGCAGAUCGUUUACACCUGCCACUGAUCGCCAGCCCCUCGCUUUUCCGCUCGCGGACACCCCAACUCUCGUCCACCCAGUUCGAGUGGAACAUUGACGAGGUCUCCCAACUGAAACCCGCCGACGUGGAGCCCCAUGAAACCCAGUUCCACGAUUCCCCCGAUCCCGAGCAGGAAUCCAAGGCCCAGCUGGCCAUCAGUGCCUUUUUCAAGGAGUCACACAUUGUACCCAGUCCUGUGGAUUGUCCAUUGCGAAAACAGCGCAUAAUACUCAAUUGCAGCGAGGACAACACUCCCAUAUCGAACAAGUCGCGGAGGAUGCGGGAUUGCGAGGUGCAAACGGAACUUACUCUGCCGCCGAUAUUGCCAAAAGCCCUAGAGGAUGCCCUGCGUCCGUACUUGCAGCCACACUUGGCUGGCCGCUUGUCUGGCAGGAGCAAAUCCAGUGGUGGUCCCGACAUCUUUAAUAGUUCCAUGCGCCGGAAACUCUUCGAUCUGCACAAUGUUAUUGUUUUGGGCGAACAGGACACGGCGGAGCAGUCGAGGUCGAUGGUGGGCUCCAGUCCGCAGGGCAAGCAAACAAUGUUCGCGGGCAGAUUGUCGGAUUCCGCAUCCGGGGAAAGCAGCUUCGGCUGCCUUUCUCCCAUUAGAAACCUAUGCGGACUGCCGCCAGGCACUCCCGAUAAUGGCACUUGCUCGGGAAAGAGGAAACUUCUAAUGCACGAACUGGAGCUGCCGUCGCCCAUUGCCCCGUCGGAGCAUCUCAGUCGGAGAUUGGUGCACUCCAAGGUAGAGGUCAGCGUAACGGAGCAGCACGACACGUUGUCAGAGCGCACUGCAUUGAAGUUCACGCCAGACAGGAGUUCCUCGCCCAUGGGCGCACUGGAGCAUUCCGAUUGUAGCAUUAAUCAGAGGGUUCGUCGGCUGCGUGUGAAUAGCACGCGACAGGUUGUGAUCGAGGCAGGGGAUCAGCCGCUUUUCGAGGAAACGGAAGGGGAGGAAGAGGAGGCUGAAUCCGAGGACGACGAAGAGGCGGAGGCCAUGCAAUUAUCGACAGUGAGCUUCAACUGCAGCUCCUCCAACUCAGAUACUCCGCGCGGACAUAAAAGACAUCGCUCCGCACAACGCAAGAAUCUCUCGCAGUCCUUUAGUGCCAAUUUGGAGGAGGAAGCGGAUCAGACACCAGAUGCGGGCUCCAUCCAGCCGGCAGAGGCACCAUCGGUUGCGAUGCCCCAGCAAGGAGCCAGGAUUCCGCUAUAUCGGGCGGACAGCGGCUUCAACGAGACUUCUAGCACGACCUUUGCCUUCUCGCAGGAUCUCCCGCUGGAUGUGUCCAUGGCCUGCUGCUCCACCCCCUCCACCCGAUCUUGACCUCUGCCCUUCGCAGUUCUAGAUGGUAGCACCUACAUAUGUAGUUUUAUAGGCAAUCUAUGCAAUAACUCCUUUUCACAGGCUAAAGAGAGGAAGACUCGUUUUUUAACUGCAAUGUACACCCACCGUUUAUAUAUAUUUUGUAUUCGUAAUUGUGUGUUCUUAUAGAAAUCUGCCAAAUAGUGAAUUAAGCCGUGCGUUUAUGUCAUUUAUUAACUUAACUCAAUGUCUUUGUCUAGUUUAGGGUACUUAAUAAAAGUUCGUUCGAUGCCAUAUUUAAUGUAAUAAAAAGAUCCGGAGUUGUGCCAUUUUCUAGCUGCUUUAAAAA